Monopterus albus (swamp eel) is the source of this 1186-nucleotide messenger RNA. RefSeq lists its product as uncharacterized. NCBI's taxonomy places the organism in Eukaryota, Metazoa, Chordata, Actinopteri, Synbranchiformes, Synbranchidae. Gene Ontology annotation, biological process: DNA integration. The record is from RefSeq and is a predicted model, not a curated record. Bases 13 to 1113 code for a protein of 366 amino acids. The transcript has 2 exons. Gene Ontology annotation, molecular function: nucleic acid binding.
UGUUUAAAUUAAAUGUAUAUUUUGUUGCUGUUUUUAUUUUUUCAUUUAAGGUACAACAUAUCAGCGUCUCAGCUGACUCACAUGCGUGAAUUAGGAUUUAGCUGGAUGGCCAUAUCUCGAGUGCUAUCUGUGAAUAUUCGAACACUGUACAACCACAGGAUACAGCUGGGACUUUUGGACUAUGGGAGUUUCAGCAACAUUUCCAAUGCUGCUCUUGAUCAUCUUAUAACAGAGGUUCUAAGACAAACCCCUGGGUCAGGAGAGACCUACAUCACUGGUAGCCUGAGAGGGAGAGCAAUCAGAGUUCAGAGGUGGCGGAUUCGAGAGCGGCUACGAAUAAUAGAUCCAGUGGGAAGAGCAUUAAGACAUAGAAGGGCGAUUCAGCGGAGGAUCUAUGAUGUCUGUGUCCCUAACCAACUCUGGCAUGUUGAUACAAACCACAAGUUAAAUCCAUGGGGAUUUGUUUUGCAUGGAGGAGUGGAUGGAUACAGUCGCUGCAUUACCCACCUCAGAUGUGUCACAGACAACACAGCAGCAACUGCUUUGCAACUUUUUCUGGAUGCUGUCAGUCAAUAUGGACUCCCCCAUCAUGUCAGGGGUGACGCUGGUAGUGAGAACAUGCACAUUGCACGAUUUAUGAUUGAGAAUCGUGGUGGAAACAGAGGUAGUUUCAUGGUUGGGCGGAGUGUACAUAACCAGAGAAUAGAAAGACUGUGGAGAGAAGUGAACAGGGUAGUGUCAGCAUACUAUAAAGGCCUUUUCCUCUUCAUGGAAAAUGUUGGACUUCUAGAUAGCACAGACCCACUUCACAUUAGGGCUCUACACCAUAUUUAUCUUCCACGAAUAAACAGAUCUGUGGAUGAGUUUAAAAACCAGUGGAACCACCACAGCUUGAGAACAAUGGAAAACAGGUCGCCACUACAACUGUGGACAGUUGGAAUGUUGCAGCUUCCUCAACAUCAAAGACAACCACAUGUUGUGCAAAUGCAACACCCUCAUGCUCUCCAGCAUCAAGACACUGUGCUAAGGCGAAUUAAUCCCUUGAUUGAUGAUAGAAAUCAUGGGAUAGAACCUUUUAUUGCAGCAUGUCAUUUACUUCAAAUAAAUCCAUAAUCCAUGUACUUCUGCAUUACCUGUUUAUACUCCAAAUGUAAUUAGGGGUUUUUCUCCUUGAGAAUGCAAGUCU